Messenger RNA from Nymphaea colorata (pocket water lily), 2445 nucleotides. RefSeq lists its product as uncharacterized. NCBI's taxonomy places the organism in Eukaryota, Viridiplantae, Streptophyta, Magnoliopsida, Nymphaeales, Nymphaeaceae. Bases 205 to 2379 code for a protein of 724 amino acids. Gene Ontology annotation, molecular function: zinc ion binding; protein binding. The transcript is spliced from 3 exons. The record is from RefSeq and is a predicted model, not a curated record.
UUUCCAAAAAGAUCUCUCUCUCUCUUUCUCUCUCUCUCUCUCUCUCUCUCUCUCUCUCUCUCUGUGUGUGUGUGGCGCUAGGGUUAGGGUUAGGGUUUCUGCAACCUGAAUCGAUCGUGGUGUGAUUUCGCAGCCGUCAAUGGUCUCACAUCUUCGAAAAUUUCUUCAUUUCUGCAACUCGAUUUUAGAUAGCUUCUAGUUCCCAUGGCUAGCGACACACCUCUGGUUUGUGUGGUCCAUUUGGGUGGUUCGCUUGUGAGCGACAAGGAUGGGUCCAUAUCGUAUACUGGUGGAGAAGCCCAUCUCACGGAUGUCGACCGCGGAAUGACAUUCGAAGAGUUUAAGGCGGAGAUUGCAGAGAUGCACGGUGGAGAUAUCUCUGGAUUGUCGUUUAAGUAUGUUCUUCCGACGAACAGACGAACCCUUAUCACUAUAUCAAACACCAAGGAUUUGAGACGCAUGGUCGAUAUUAAUCGCGAAACUCCCUCGCCAGAGAUCUACGUCUUGGCAAAGGGGAUCGUUCCCCUGAACCCUGCUCCUGAUACCAACAACACUCCAAGCAGGAUACCUACGAACACUAUAGUUGAGUUGCCAACCCCAACACCCCUCGCUUGUGAUAGGCCAAAUAAAUUGAGUGUUUUAUGGGACAACGAAAUUACUGGUGUAGGUCAGUUGUUCAUGGAUGUGCAUGAGUUUCGUGAAGCUCUACGUAAAUAUGCCAUUGCAAAGAAUUUCGGGUACAGACUUGUUAAGAACAAUCGUACCUCAGUAACUGCCAAAUGCAAAGGUGAGGGUUGUUCAUGGAGGAUACAUGCUUCUAGAGUUUCAACCACAAAAGUCAUCAAGAUUAAAGUUUUUAAAGAUGUGCAUACAUGUGACAGAGUCAUCGGAACACAGAGCCAUCCACAUGUAACAAGGUUCUGGAUUGCAAAUAUGAUAAAGAAGAAGCUUCAUGAAAGUCCAGAUUACAAAGUGUCAGAUAUCGUCAAAGACAUUGAUAGGGAUUACGGCUUGAAACUGAAGUAUAAACAAGCAUGGCGUGGUAUGGAGACCGCAAGGGAGCAACUUCUUGGCAAGGAUGUGGAUUUUUAUAAACAGUUGCCACGUUACUGUGAAAAACUGAUUGAGACCAAUCCAGGUAGCAUUGCUGCAUUGUCUACUACAGCUGAAGAUCGUUUCCAUCGUCUUUUUGUAUCAUUUCAUGCAUGUAUUCGCGGGUUUGAGUGUGGUUGCCGGCCAUUGGUUUUCCUUGAUCGUACCCCACUGAAGUCAAAGUAUGGGGGAGUUCUACUUGUUGCUGCUUCAGUAGAUGGAAAUGAUGAAAUCUUUCCAAUUGCCUUUGCUGUAGUUGAAGAAGAAGACUAUGAUAGUUGGCACUGGUUCCUUCUUCAAUUGAGGUCUGCAUUGUCAUCUCCCAUGCCGUUAACAUUUGUAUCAGAUAGGUCUAAUGGAUUAAAGGAAGCUGUGUCACAAGUGUUCGAAAAUAGCGAGCAUGCCUAUUGCUUGCGCCACUUGACCAGAAGUUUGAAGAAGGAAAUGCGGACAUCUUCUAAAGAAGUUAAAGAUGUGUUGGUGGAACUAUUUCUUUCUGCUGCGAGAGCACGCAGAAAAGAUGAAUUUGUUGCUUGCAUUGAGAACAUGAGAUCCGUGUCACCUGAAGCAGCUACUUGGGUGAUGUGUUUCCAACCUGAACUAUGGGCAAAUUUAUUCUUCAAAGGAAUGAGGUACAACCAGUUAUCUUCAAAUGUUAUAGAAUUCAUAGAUGGCUGGAUAUCAAAAGCAUGUGACUUCCCAGUUCUUAAACUGAUGGAAGUCAUACGCUCUGAGAUAGCACAGUUAAUUUGUGCACGUUUGGAGGAUGCAAGUAAGUGGAACACAAGUCUAACACCUAGAGCAGAAGAAAAAUUGCACAAGGAGAUAAAUUGUGCUUCUUUACUUUCUGUUUCAGUCUCCUCUGCCUCAGUGUUCGAAGUGGUUGAUGAACAUAGUAACAUAGUUGACCUUGAGAAGUCAGAAUGCACGUGCCUCAACUGGAAGCUGACAGGUGUACCAUGUAGGCAUGCUAUUGCUUCACUUAGUUUCAUUGGUAGAAAUGCUUAUGAUUUUUGUGAAAAGUACUUCACUUCUGAUCAUUAUAGACUCACUUAUUCAGAAACCAUCAACCCUGUACUUGAUAUGGAUUCCAUCAGUUCUAUCUCAAAUAUUGAGAUGGUAGAUGAUUCAUAUCCGAAGGUAGAGCUUCCUAAGGCCCAUCGAACACCAGGUCGUCCUAAGAAAAGGCGAAUUGAACCCAUUGACCUUGACAAAAGAACUUUUUUAUGUGGUAUAUGCAAAGGGCCGGGUCACAACAAAAAAACAUGUAAGGCUCUUGUAUUGUGAAGAAACUGAUUCAUCUGGUUUAACAUGUUUAUAUAUUUUUGAGGCUAGUGCUUUCAUGUUUAUUAA